Molecule: messenger RNA, 1966 nt
Organism: Myotis myotis
Lineage: Eukaryota; Metazoa; Chordata; Mammalia; Chiroptera; Vespertilionidae
Gene: SMAP2
Product: small ArfGAP2
Exons: 13
Coding region: 907-1956 (349 amino acids)
Molecular function (GO): GTPase activator activity
Source: RefSeq, a predicted model, not a curated record
AGCUGCCGGAAGUAGACGGCAGAGGUGGUGGCGGAGCGGCCGGCAGCUGCCUGGGAAACGGGGGCCCGGGACGCUUGGCUCGCAGACAGGCAGGCCAGGCAGUCGUUUCUGUGCCCGGCACCCGGGAGGCCCGAGAGCCCCCUUUGCAUGGGCCGAGGGCCCCUGGUCCGGCAGCUUUCUCUGCCUUCCUAAGCCCGCCAGGGGCGCAGCGCCGAGGGGCUGCAGAGUGGGGGGCGGGCGCGGCUGACCCGAGGAGGGGCGCGGGGCAGUGGAGAGAGUCCUGCCCCGCUCAGGAAGUGACCCUGGGCGGGGGACGGGGAGUCCUCACCUCCGGACCGAGGCAAAGGUUUCUGGGGGUGAAGAGGGCGCAUCGCCCUCUGCCCCCGCCGGCACCCUGGCCAUGACGGGCAAGUCAGUGAAGGACGUGGAUCGGUACCAGGCGGUCCUGGCCAACCUGCUGCUGGAGGAGGAUAACAAGUUUUGUGCGGACUGCCAGUCUAAAGUUGUACUUCUGUUUGAGCACAAGUGGCCAGUUUAAGUAGAUACUAACUUUGAAGAAGUUCUGUAUUGGCCUCUGGAAUGUGACAGUUCAGCAUACCACAUUGAAAAGUAGAUAGGCACCCAGGCCCUUUACUGAGGAUACUGGCAUAGAGACAUUGUCCUGCAGGUGAAACUCAAGAUUCUACAGAAAGAAUGGGGCUCCCACUUGGAGAUCCAGCAGAAACAACAUUCUUGCGAGAGGGACCGGAUGGGAACAAAGGUUGAUUGAGGCCACGAUGGGCCUCCUGGAACAUUGGUGUGUUCAUCUGCAUUCGAUGUGCUGGAAUCCACAGGAAUUUGGGGGUGCACAUAUCCAGGGUAAAAUCAGUUAACCUUGACCAGUGGACUCAAGAACAGAUUCAGUGUAUGCAAGAGAUGGGGAACGGAAAGGCAAACCGACUUUAUGAAGCCUACCUUCCUGAGACCUUCCGGCGACCUCAGAUAGACCCAGCUGUCGAGGGAUUUAUUCGAGAUAAAUAUGAGAAGAAGAAAUACAUGGACCGAAGUCUAGACAUCAGUGCCCUUAAGAAAGAAAAAGAUGACAAGUGGAAAAGAGGGAAUGAGCCAGCUUCAGAGAAAAAAAUGGAACCUAUUGUUUUUGAGAAAGUGAAAAUGCCACAGAAAAAAGAAGAUCCACAGCUACCUCGGAAAAGCUCCCCGAAAUCCACAGCACCUGUCAUGGAUUUGUUAGGCCUUGAUGCUCCUGUGGCCUGCUCCAUUACCAGCAGUAAGACCAGCAAUGCCCUAGAGAAGGACUUAGAUCUUUUGGCCUCUGUUCCAUCCCCCUCUUCUUCCACUUCCAGAAAGGUGGUAGGUUCCAUGCCAACUGCAGGGAGUGCCGGCUCUGUUCCUGAAAACCUGAACCUGUUUCCAGAGCCAGGGAGCAAAUCAGAAGAAACAGGCAAGAAACAGCUCUCUAAAGACUCCAUCCUCUCACUGUACGGAUCCCAGACGCCUCAGAUGCCUGCCCAAGCAAUGUUCAUGGCUCCUGCUCAGAUGGCAUAUCCCACAGCCUACCCCAGCUUCCCUGGGGUUGCACCUCCUAAUAGCAUAAUGGGGAGCAUGAUGCCCCCACCAGUAGGCAUGGUAGCUCAGCCAGGGGCUUCUGGGAUGGUUGCCCCCAUGGCCAUGCCUGCAGGCUAUAUGGGUGGCAUGCAGGCAUCAAUGAUGGGUGUGCCAAAUGGAAUGAUGACCACCCAGCAGGCUGGCUACAUGGCAGGCAUGGCAGCUAUGCCCCAGACUAUGUAUGGGGUUCAGCCAGCUCAGCAGCUGCAAUGGAACCUUACUCAGAUGACCCAGCAGAUGGCUGGGAUGAACUUAUGUGGAGCCAAUGGCAUGCUGAGCUAUGGACCGUCGAUGAGCGGCGGAAAUGGACAGGCAGCAAGUCAGACUCUCAGCUCUCAGAUGUGGAAAUGAAUACAAAUCA